Acanthosepion pharaonis is the source of this 825-nucleotide messenger RNA. The record is from the annotation of a GenBank genome assembly. Lineage: Eukaryota; Metazoa; Mollusca; Cephalopoda; Sepiida; Sepiidae.
AUGGAGUCGGUCAAGAGUGAUUCUCCAGACAUGACGGCCGCGAUCAUACCGCUACCUGCAUACCGCCAUAAUGCAAAGAACUGGUUCUUGCAGGUAGAAUCGAAUUUUUCCAUGUUACGAAUCACUUCGCAGCGAGCUAGAUUUGCAAACGUGAUGCAGAAACUCCCAUCCGAUAUGAUGGACGAAAUUUCUGAUGUCCUCUCCGAUUUGCGCGAACACGAACCGUACAAUCACUUAAAGGAAGCGAUCCUCAAGCGUACCGAGCGUUCCGAGGAGGACAUGAUUCAAGCGAUUCUACGAAACGUCACCAGCUUCUCGGGUGCAGCCAUCAGUGUGGUACCCUAUCAGAACGACCACACCGCUAAGCCCAUCCUGCUCAAACUACGAACUGCGAAUGGUUCCGCAAUAGACACCUACGGAGAAAGGACCCUUACUCUGAACAUCGGCAUGCGACGUGAUUUCACUUGGACAUUCACCGGAGCCAACGUGAAACCCAUCCUCGGCGCGGAUUUCCUGCCGCAUUACGCACUAGCGGUCCAUAUGAACCCCAGGACCCUAUCCGACACAACUACGAAUCCCCGUGUCUUAGAUUCGCCUACACGUCGCAGCACCAUGGUCGCGAGGAAUUCGUCAAGUGCUACGCUUCUGUACGAUAGUCGUAUCACUACACCGAUUGGUCCUGUUUACCGACCCGACGAAUUUUCGUUCGUCACCAAUCAACCAGCUGCUGUCCCCGACAAAUCUCCCAUCCGGCAGUCGACCAGCUACCACCGCCGAUCAACUCUACACUCGUUUCGCCGAUACAACCGAAUCAACUUCCCCUGA